AGCAGUUGAAGCAGCGAAUUGGAGAAAAGGGUGUUGGGUAGUUCCGCUGACUGCGUCCACCACCACCACCACCACCUUACUCUUCUUCUUCCCAUGUCGUUUCCUUUACGUCACAGUUUUUAUUUUCAUAUACAAUGACCACAUUUAAAGUAAACUCUCUCUCUGUCUCUUUCAUAUCUAAUUUUCUUUAAAGUUUUAAACUUCAACUUCUGUACUCUCUCUCUCUCUCUCUCUCUCUAUCUCUCUCCCCACCUGUGGACUCGUUGUUGCAGAAUCGUCUCUUUACACACGUCCCCAAUCCCCAUUUCCCUUUUCUGUCUCUGCUUCUCUAAUUCUCAGGGAACGAGCAGAGAAAGAGAGAAGUAUUAUAUCAUGAUCAUUUGCAUGGCUGUGUUUAAACAGUUUGUGUCUUUAUUUCUUGUAUUGGCACUUCUUAUUACAAGUAGUAUUAGCUGUGUGUAUGGUCGUUUUGUGGUGGAGAAGAGUAGCAUAAGUGUUUUAUCACCCUUGAGUUUGAGAUCAAAACACGAUAGUGCAAUAGGGAAUUUUGGUAUACCUGAUUAUGGUGGUUUCAUGGUUGGUUCUGCUAUGUAUCCUGACAAAGGAGCUUCUGGGUGUCAAGCUUUUGAUGGUGAUAAGCCUUUCAGGUCCAAAUCUCCUCGCCCCACUAUUCUUCUGCUCGAUCGUGGAGAAUGCUAUUUUGCUCUGAAAGCAUGGAAUGCCCAGCAAGCUGGAGCUGCAGCAGUUUUAGUGGUUGAUAGUAUUGAUGAGCCACUAAUAACUAUGGACUCUCCUGAGGCAAAUGGUGAUUCAGAUGGCUAUGUGGAGAAGAUUGGAAUCCCAUCAGCCUUGAUAGAGAGGUCUUUUGGUGAGAGCUUGAAGCAAGCUUUGAAGAAUGGUGAGGAUGUUGUUAUCAAAUUGGACUGGAGAGAGUCUGUUCCCCAUCCUGAUCAGAGAGUUGAAUAUGAGCUUUGGACAAACAGCAAUGAUGAAUGUGGGACUCGAUGCGAUGAGCAGAUGGAUUUUGUAAAGAAUUUCAAGGGUCAUGCUCAAAUCCUCGAGAAAGGGGGUUACACAAUGUUCACUCCACACUAUAUUACUUGGUAUUGUCCGCAGGCUUUUAUUCUCAGCAAUCAGUGCAAGUCUCAGUGCAUAAACCACGGAAGAUACUGUGCACCUGAUCCAGAACAGGAUUUUGGGGAGGGAUAUCAGGGUAAAGAUGUGGUGAUUGAGAACUUGCGGCAACUUUGCGUCCAUAGAGUUGCCAAUGAGAGUGACCGAUCUUGGGUUUGGUGGGAUUUUGUCACAGAUUUUCAUAUCAGGUGUUCCAUGAAGAAGAAAAGGUAUAGCAAAGAAUGUGCCGAGGAUGUUCUGAAAUCACUUGAUUUGCCUCUUGAUAAGAUAAAAAAGUGCAUGGGUGAACCUGAAGCUGAUGUGGAGAAUGAAGUACUGAAAACCGAGCAAGAACUCCAGGUCGGGCGAGGAUCUCGUAGUGAUGUUACCAUCUUGCCAACACUAGUUAUUAAUAAUGUUCAAUACCGAGGAAAAUUGGAGAGAACUGCUGUGCUGAAGGCCAUAUGUGCUGGAUUUAAGGAGACCACUGAUCCUCCAAUCUGCUUAAGUUCAGAUCUUGAGACAAAUGAGUGUCUUGAAAGAAAUGGAGGCUGUUGGCAGGACAAACAAUCUAAUGUAACUGCUUGCAAGGACACAUUUAGGGGAAGAAUAUGUGAGUGCCCGGUGGUGAAGGGCGUACAGUACAGAGGAGAUGGUUAUGCAUCUUGUGAAGCUUUUGGAUCUGCAAGGUGUUCGAUAAAUAAUGGAGGGUGCUGGUCAGACACAAGAAAUGGAUUAACUUUUUCAGCAUGCUCAGAAUCGCAGUUAUCAGGCUGUGAAUGCCCAGAAGGCUUUAGAGGGCAUGGCCAUGAUAAGUGUGAAGAUAUUAACGAAUGCAAGGAACGCACUGCCUGUCAGUGCGAUGGUUGCUCCUGUAAGAAUACUUGGGGUGGAUAUGAGUGCAAAUGCAAGGGAGACCUCCUUUACAUGAAGGAACAAGAUGCCUGUAUUGAAAGAAAUGGAUCGAAAUUUGGAUGGUUCCUCACUUUUGUGAUCGUAGCGGUUGUAGCAGGAGCUGGUAUUGCUGGUUAUAUAUUCUACAAAUACAGGCUUCGGUCUUACAUGGACUCAGAGAUCAUGGCUAUCAUGUCACAGUACAUGCCCCUUGACAACCACCAUAACAGCGAAGUCCCAACCGAAGCCCAACCUCUACGACAGGGCACUUCCGUGUAAGAAACAAAAGCUAAAAGAAAUCAGUUGUACAAAAGGAUAUAUCUUCAUUAGAGAAUCGAUUUACAAUUACAUAAACUUAUAGACAUGGCAGCUCUUACAUGCAGCAGAGAGGUCAACUUCUUGAUCUGCCAUACAUUGUUAGGACCUUGUGAGUUAUUGAAAUAGACAAAUACGUCACGGAUUUUUCUUUUUCUUUUUUUAUUUUUCCCCUUUCUUGCUAUGUAAAUAAAAUAGUUGAGAUGUAUAUUUAGCUUCAAGAAGUAAUAAGGUACUGCUGGAUAAAAAAGAAACAGAACAAGGAUGUGAAAUGAAAAGGCAGUAGUGCCUUUAUCAUGUUCCACUGAACAAUUUACAGAUUUCUUUUGCAAAUUGACAUUUUCCAUAUUGGCCGGAGCUGUGCA
Messenger RNA from Ricinus communis (castor bean), 2687 nucleotides. Its product is annotated as vacuolar-sorting receptor 7. Bases 373 to 2286 code for a protein of 637 amino acids. The record is from RefSeq and is a predicted model, not a curated record. NCBI's taxonomy places the organism in Eukaryota, Viridiplantae, Streptophyta, Magnoliopsida, Malpighiales, Euphorbiaceae. The transcript is spliced from 13 exons. Gene Ontology annotation, molecular function: calcium ion binding.